Xiphophorus hellerii (green swordtail) is the source of this 1125-nucleotide messenger RNA. RefSeq names its product olfactory receptor 2K2-like. The transcript is spliced from 3 exons. Gene Ontology annotation, biological process: G protein-coupled receptor signaling pathway; detection of chemical stimulus involved in sensory perception of smell. Bases 166 to 1125 code for a protein of 319 amino acids. The record is from RefSeq and is a predicted model, not a curated record. Lineage: Eukaryota; Metazoa; Chordata; Actinopteri; Cyprinodontiformes; Poeciliidae. Gene Ontology annotation, molecular function: odorant binding; olfactory receptor activity; G protein-coupled receptor activity. Gene Ontology annotation, cellular component: membrane.
UGCAUGAUUUGGAGGUAAUACGCUGUCAUCGGUUUUAUGUGAAAUGUAGCUACAGAUUUGUGUUUUGAUCUGUUACAGUGUGUCACUCUCAGAGUAUAAAUCUGCCAACAUUUCUAUCAUCUGAGGUUUAAUCUGUUCUGCUUCUUUAGGGCUGUACUGCUUUGGAUGGAGAACCAAACCUCGGUGAUUCCUCUCAAACAGCCGAUUGUGUUUGAACUGGAGGGCUUUGAUGUUCAACCAGGCAACGGACCGUUCUUGUUUCUGUUGGCUUUGCUCGCCUACAUAGCGGUGCUACUGGGGAACGGUGUGGUGAUCUGUGUUAUUAUGACAGACAAGAACCUGCACAGACCCAUGUUUGUUAUGAUCUGUCACCUCAUGGUCUGUGACCUGCUGGGGGCCACAAUGGUGCUUCCUCGCCUCAUGAUGGAUCUGUUGAUGGGGCUGAAGAAGAUCGCCUACAUCCCAGCCAUCGUCCAGGCAUUCUGCGCUCACACAUACAGUGUAGCAAUGUCGACUGUUUUAACUGCGAUGGCCUAUGACAGGUAUGUGGCAGUGUGUGAGCCUCUCAGGUAUCUCUCCAUCAUGACUUCGGCUCGGCUGCACAGCUGCUGCGCUGUGGCCUGGAUCGUUGCUCUGCUGCUCAUCGCUGUGCUCUUCUCCUUCCACAUGAACGUCCCGCUGUGCGGUCGACUCAUCCAAAAUGUCUACUGCAGCAACCGGGGCAUCCUGAACCUGGCCUGCAUUCCCACGCCUGCCAGCAUCGUCUAUGGUCUAACAAUCACCUGGGUUUUCGGCGCAUUGACCUUCAUUCUCAUCGCUUUUUCCUACAUCAGAAUCAUGUGUGUUUCCUUAAAGCAGGGCAGAACAAACUGCAGCAAACCCAACAAGAUUUUUCAGACCUGUGUUCCACACAUUCUUGUGUAUCUUCUCUAUUACUUCGCUGCAUUGAUAUUAACAUUGAGUUACACUUUUCCCUCUCUUCCCCAAAAUAUAAGAAAGUUCUUAAGCAUCCUUGUCCACAUCAUUCCCCCGAUCAUCAACCCUCUCAUCUAUGGGCUGGUCAGUAAAGACCUGAGGAUCAGAUUUAUCAAAUAUUUCUCCAUCAGAGUGAGAAACAAAACUUAG